AUGAAGCUUUGCCUGUCGUUUUUACUUUUCUCCUCUCAAGCCUUCAUGGCUUGCUCAAUAGCAAUCAGAGACGAACGGAAGGUGACCAAAAAGGAGGGCAUAUCCUUUGAAGGGAACAAGACUGAGACACCAUCCUUCCUUUCGACAUUCUACGAAGAACUAGUAGAAGAAAAUGAGGCUCAUGGAAUGGCGUAUUUUCUGGAGAGUUUCCAAGCACAAUGUAAGCUAUUCUUAUUUAACUGCAACGAGUAAGUUUUCGUUUAUUGUUAAGUCAACAUUGGCAGGACGUUAUGGGCUCCUGACAUUGGUAAUAUCUGGGACAUAAAACAGAGCUUCCAAUAACGCGAAGUUUAUCUCUAAUGGUCGAUCUUCUUUGCACGAAACAUUUCAGCAGUUUCAUUAAAGGAGCUGUCACGAAAUUCAGUCAAAUUAGGAAAUUAAAAAUGCCCGUUAAAUUAAGAGAAACAUAAAAAUAACCGCUUAAAACGUUAAAGGAAGGUUAAAAUAAGAUAACAGAAACAACAGAUGUUACGGAUGGGCAAAACUGAAGAAGAUUGAAACGGAUUGAAAUUAGGAUUUUUGAAAUCUGUUCAGCCUAACAGUUUUUCAAAGUUGAUCUCUGCUGCUUGCAAGUUCAAAAAUAAUGCUCAGGAGACAUAUUUGUUUGUCUCGGGACUCUGAUUUUGUCAUUUACAUGGCCAUAGAUGAUUUUCUUGUUAAUACACAGAAACGUUCAUUAGUUGAAGCAGCGUCGAUACCCAAGUUUAUUUUCUCUAGGAUAGCGCAUUUUGUCAAGCAUUGCAGCUACUAAGGUUGGUCCAUAAUCAAAAGAAGGAAAAAACUGUUUGUGGCCCAGUUCAGUGAAAAUUUGAAAGUUUAGCGAUUGCUAGCAUUACUGAGAAAAUGAUGAAAGACGGAAUUGGAAACAGCAUCAAUUUCCUUUGUAGGGAAUCAAGAAACAGACGAGUUUUUGCUGCCGCCACAUGUCAAAGCACAAGUAGGAACUAUUCGCAAAGCAGAGAUUUUCCUCUCAACCCACGAGUUACGAGCCAACAAGAAGCUGACGGUGUCCAUCCACGAAACACGACCAGGUGUGAAAAUGUCUUUCCCACAACUGUCUUCGCAUCAGUCAGGCUGGUUGUCUCUUCUUGUGACCAAGAUUGUUAAACGGUGGAUCGUCCGUAAAGAUGCACCGUUGAGGUUCAAGGUUUUUGUCAAAACAAGUGGUGGAUUUGCAACCGCAAUCACAGAUGAUGUGGAAAUUCCCAAGGUUUGGCUGGUUGUCUACAGCGAAGCCCAGCAGGGACAAGCCUUUCCUUAUUUGGCUCUCAAUCUGAAGACUAGCGGAUCCUCUGUUAGUAGAAUGAGACGCGACAAUUCACCCUCAAAGAUGGCCGCCAGCGAGAAGCCCUGCGGAAAGGAAGACAUGGUCAUAGAAUCAUUCGAAUUCGGUAAAACAGCGAAGGUCAUUUAUCCCAGAUCCUUUAACGCAUACCAGUGUUCCGGAAACUGCUCCAGCAACACUGGAAAGGCAAGAUUCAUCAAUCACUCUAUCCUAAAGGCGUUCGUGACGCAGAAAAACGGGAUCAAAGGCAAAGAUGGGUCGUGCUGCAUUCCUUCCAAGCUGAAGCCGAUAACCUUGAUUCUGGUCACUGACAAAAACGGCUACUUGAUAAAAACUAUUAGGGAUAUCGUUGUGGAGGAGUGCGCAUGUUAUUAA
Messenger RNA from Porites evermanni, 1720 nucleotides. The record is from the annotation of a GenBank genome assembly. Lineage: Eukaryota; Metazoa; Cnidaria; Anthozoa; Scleractinia; Poritidae.